Entamoeba invadens IP1 is the source of this 828-nucleotide messenger RNA. Its product is annotated as bromodomain containing protein, putative. Gene Ontology annotation, molecular function: protein binding. The transcript has a single exon. NCBI's taxonomy places the organism in Eukaryota, Evosea, Mastigamoebida, Endamoebidae. The record is from RefSeq and is a predicted model, not a curated record. Bases 1 to 828 code for a protein of 275 amino acids.
AUGUCACAACAAGAGUUAGUGAAGUGUAAAGACAUUAAUAGGAAGUUGAUGUCUCAAGAUGAAGGAGUUGCGUUUAAUACCCCCGUCGAUCCCGUUGCACUACGCGUCCCGACAUACCCCACCGUCAUAAAAUAUCCCAUGGAUUUGGGGACCAUCAAAAGGAAGUUAGGCGAUAAGAAAUACACAACAAAGGACGAAUUCUAUAUGGACGUCAUAUUGACGUUCCAAGACGCAAUCUACUUUAACCACCCGGAGAGUGAAGUCCACCAUUGGGCCGUGAAACUUGAAGGACUCUUCUUGAAGUUGUGGACGACUGCGUUUGGCGCGACAAAACCGACUGCGGUUGAUCCAAGACUCCCCAUCGCACUGAGUCAAACUGUUGGGACUGCUCCCCUUGAACCAUUAACACCGUUAUAUUCUUUGUUGAAUCCGAGUGAGACGGGGAUCGAGAAAAAUAAGGCGAAGACGAAGAAAAGCUCGAAAAGGGGGGAGAAGAUAUUCACCGACGCCGAGUUACAGAAAUUGAAAUGCGAUUUGAAAACAAUAGAAAAAGACAAGGAGAAGAUGCGCAGAGUCUUCGAGAUCAUUCGCGUCGAUCGAAAGGGGAAGGCAGAAGUUUCUAUUAGUCUGAAAAGUUGCACAAACGAACAGCUGAAGGAGCUGCAAGAGGUCGUCGGUCUGAAAAGUGAUGGGAACAAAAAGGUCGAGGAGGAACUUGAGAAGUUGACGGGCACACAAAGCAUUGGAAAGCCACAAAAGGCUAUGGACUCUGAGAGUGAAAGCGAGUUAUCGUCGUCUUGUUCUGCUGAUUCUCCAAAGUCUAAUUGA